AUGAGGCUGUCCUACACCCUACUCGCAUUGUCAACAAUUGGAUGCGGGUUUGCUCUCCGUCAUCGCCGGGAUAAUGACAACGCACAAGUGUCCAAUGGCACCGAUGCUGUCCCGAAGCGUUUCAUCGUUGAGCUCGAGAAGGGUGCAAGUGUCGAUGCUCUCCAAAAGGAGAUAGCCUCCCGAAAAGGAGCAAAAGUCCUUAAAGUGUUCAAUUCCGAUGUCUUCAAAGGAAUAAGUGUCGAAGCUGAGGAGGACAACAUCGACACUCUUCAGUCAAUACAAGCCGUAUCGAAGGCUUGGUCAUCCAACAAGAUUAGGCUUGCACCACACAUUCCAGCACAAUCGUUCAGCGACGAUGCGAGUGCCUCCAUUUACACCGUUCACAACUGGACUGGCGUGGACAGACUCCAUGCGGCGGGUAUCAAGGGCAAAGGCGCUGUCGUUGCUGUUGUCGAUACUGGAAUUUGGUAUCCUCAUUCUGAUCUGGGUGGAGGGUUUGGACCUGGUUUCAAGGUCGCAGGCGGAUGUGAUCUAGUUGGACAGGGAUCAUGGCCUUUCGAAGGCUCCAAAGAGCCGGAUGAGGACCCGCUUGACCAGAUUGGUCACGGUACUCAUGUGGCAGGUAUUGUUGCUGCCAACGGUGAUCAGUAUUGA
This is a messenger RNA of Phaeoacremonium minimum UCRPA7, 654 nucleotides long. Its product is annotated as putative serin endopeptidase protein. Bases 1 to 654 code for a protein of 217 amino acids. NCBI's taxonomy places the organism in Eukaryota, Fungi, Ascomycota, Sordariomycetes, Togniniales, Togniniaceae. Gene Ontology annotation, biological process: proteolysis. The transcript has 4 exons. Gene Ontology annotation, molecular function: serine-type endopeptidase activity. The record is from RefSeq and is a predicted model, not a curated record.